Molecule: messenger RNA, 1653 nt
Organism: Candida tropicalis MYA-3404
Lineage: Eukaryota; Fungi; Ascomycota; Pichiomycetes; Serinales; Debaryomycetaceae
Product: hexadecenal dehydrogenase
Exons: 1
Coding region: 1-1653 (550 amino acids)
Biological process (GO): aldehyde metabolic process
Cellular component (GO): cytoplasm
Molecular function (GO): aldehyde dehydrogenase (NAD+) activity
Source: RefSeq, a predicted model, not a curated record
AUGACACCACCUUCUAAAAUUGAGGACAGUUCAUCAUCAUCAUCCUCAUCAGCAGAUUCUUCCACUUUUGUUACUGGUAAUUCAUGGUAUACUAAAGUAUCAGAUAUUAAACCAGGUGUUGAUAGAUUAAUUGACGCUUUUCAUACUAAACAAAAGACUCAAGAUGUUCAAUUUCGUUUAAAUCAAUUGAGAAACCUUUAUUAUGCCGUUCAAGAUAAUACUGAUGAAUUAUGUGAAGCUUUAGAGAAAGAUUUUCAUCGUGCAAAUACUGAAACUAAAAAUUUAGAAAUUGUUGGUGGAUUAGCUGAAUUAGUUCAUACUAUGUCAAGUUUACACGAAUGGUUGAAACCUGAAAAAGUUACUGAUUUACCAAUUACUUUAAAAACUAAUCCAAUUUAUAUUGAAAGAAUUCCAUUAGGUGUUGUUUUAAUUAUAAGUCCAUUUAAUUAUCCUUUCUUUUUAUCAUUUUCUGCUAUUGUUGGUGCAAUUGCUGGUGGUAAUGCAGUUGUUUUAAAACAAUCUGAAUUAGCUCCUAAUUUUUCAAGUUUAUUUAGUAAAAUUUUAACUAAUGCUUUAGAUCCAGAUAUUUUCUUUUCUGUUGAUGGUGGAAUUCCUGAAAUUACUGAAUUAUUAGAACAAAAAUUUGAUAAAAUUAUGUAUACUGGUAAUAAUACUGUUGGUAAAAUUAUUGCUAAAAAAGCCGCUGAAACUUUAACUCCAGUUAUUUUAGAAUUAGGAGGAAAAUCACCUGCUUUUAUUUUAGAUGAUGUUAAAGAUAAAGAUUUAGAAGUUAUUGCUAGAAGAAUUGCAUGGGGUAGAUUUACCAAUGCUGGUCAAACUUGUGUUGCUGUUGAUUAUGUUUUAGUUUGUGAAAAACUUCAUAAAAAAUUUGUUGAUAUUUUAAUUAAAAUUUUACAUGAAGAAUUUUAUCCUGGUUUAAAUAAAGAUACUAAAGGUUAUACUCAUAUUAUUCAUGAUCGAGCAUUUAACAAUUUAUCAAAGAUUAUUUCAACCACAAAAGGAGAUGUUGUAUUUGGAGGAGAAACAGAUGCUAAUUCAAGAUUUAUUUCUCCAACUGUUAUUGAUAAUGCAUCAUGGGAUGAUUCAUCAAUGAAAGGAGAAAUUUUUGGUCCAAUUUUACCAAUUUUAUCAUAUGAUAAAUUAUCAGAUGCUAUUAAACAAGUUUUAAAUCAACAUGAUACUCCAUUAGCUCAAUAUAUUUUCACAUCUGGUUCAACUUCACGUAAAUAUAAUCGUCAAUUGGAUCAAAUUUUAACUUAUGUUAGAUCAGGUGGGGUUAUUAUCAAUGAUGUUUUAAUGCAUGUUGCUUUAAUUAAUGCUCCAUUUGGUGGUAUUGGUAAUUCUGGUUAUGGUUCUUAUCAUGGUAAAUUUUCUUUUAGAAGUUUUACUCAUGAACGUACUACAAUGGAACAAAAAUUAUGGAAUGAUAAUAUGGUUAAAGUAAGAUAUCCUCCUUAUAAUUCAAAUAAAGAUAAAUUGAUUAAAAUUUCUCAACAAAAUUUCAAUGGUAAAGUUUGGUUUGAUAGAAAUGGUGAUGUUCCAGUUAAUGGACCAAGUGGGUUAUUUACUACAUGGACUUCAAUUACUGGUGUCUUUAGUUUACUUGCUGAAUUCAUAACCAAUAAACAAUAA